AGUGUCAGUAGGUACGAACGAACAAACGAAUAUCUCGUUCGAUCGAACAACUUUGAUGCAAGUAUAUAUAUAUGACUUGUCCUUCCUGAGUAUAAAGUUCCAUCGUUGCAACGCAUUCCUGGUCACGUCCAUUGACUGGCAUACACCCAGACUCUUCAGAUCAGUCAAUGACUAAUCGAGUUGAGGGAGGAAAAAAUGUUUUUCAGUGAGCAAAUCCUAAUGAUAUACGUUACAAAGCCCCUUUACAUCCUAUCCAUGCAGCCUCUUGAGAAAUUGCAAAAGAACAGCACACUCCGAAAAACGUGCCGACUGUUUCCUGACAUCCUCUCCAGGUGGGCUUCGCUAGGUAACAUGACGUAAUGCCGAACGUCGCAAACCUCAUCUGCAUAAUCAGUCAGGAUAUACGUAUCAAGUUUCUUUUGAGAGGGGAUGAAAGGAAGGUGGAUUAGAGGACAGGAUGUUUUUCAAAGGCAUGGAAGGGACCGACGUUUCAAGAACGGAGCUGCUAUCGGCAAGUGUACUUUUAAUCAGCUUUAAGACGUCAGCAUCUAACCAACUUCAAGGUGGGUCCCUGGCACUUGUGAUAUCUAAUAAGAACACAUUUUACUCUGCCCAAUGGUGCCACGGUGAUAUAGACCGCUCGUUGGGAAUUAUCAUGUUAUUAAACCUGGAUACCAGACAGUGGGUUUGAUCCACUCAUACCGGGGAGGAUCCCUACUGUACUCUCCACCCCUACGCAUGCAUGCAACUCCCCAGUAGGUCCCUUAAAACUAGAGUCCGUCAAUGUCUAAAAUGACAAUUAUUUCAUUUCGUUAGAAAAUGUAAAAUCACUUCAGUUGACUUAAAUGCAAAUAACUUGACAUCUGUUGGCGCAGCUUCUACAUUAUUGCUCGCAGUGACAGGUGUGUUUUUGGUAGUCAGCACCUGUCUUAUCUUACAAGUGCACAUUCCACCACGAUGUCCCAUAAUAGCAUGUUACAUGCAGACCGCUCAUUGCGAACAAUUGUCCACAAUUCAGCACAGCACGUCCGUGCCACAAGCGAUUCGGAGAUGAAAAAUGUCCCUGAUACAGGAGGAGUUCCACUGUGCAGUUGAUGAGUUGAACCGUGAAAUCUUCAAACAAUGUACCUGGGCACGUUUUCUUGCCUACCGUGUGAUCAAUAAAGACUGUUCUUGUCACAUAACGACGUUAUCAUCUUACACAGAACAAAUAAACCAUGAUGUCCACGAGCAGCGCAACUCAGGAAGCCACGGACGGUCUUGUCAACAUCUUCAGUGACAACAUUACUUCUGCUCCGGAAUCAAACAUGACCAACGCAACGUUACAGCUGCCGUUCAUCAAGAACAGUCAGAUCAUCUUCUCCUGCUUCGAACUGUUUCUAGCGGCGAUAGGCACGGUCGCCAACCUUGUCGUCGUGUACACGAUUGCUCGGAAUCGAAAGAUGAAGACGGUGCCAAACGUUUUCGUGCUGAACUUAGCGAUUGCAGACUUUAUUUAUUGCAGCAUGUUCCUCCCGUUCUGGGACACCGCCAACUUGUCCGUCCAUGGGUGGAUCUACGGAAGACCGAUGUGUAACGUGGUGGUGGCGGUCUGCAACAUCAGCGUCAACUCCAGCAUCUUGUUCUUGACGGCCAUGAGCAUCGAGAGGUACCGCGCGGUGGCGGACCCCAUCGGGCACGUACAGCGCCAGUCUCUGAAGAAGACCUGGCUCAUCAGCGGGGCGAUUUGGGUUGCCGCUGUCCUCAUGAGCCUGCCGUUUGCCGUGUUCACAACGACAAAAAACACGAACAUUGGUGGCAUCAUCCACACAACUUGCCAGCCUGAGGCGCCUGGCAACAUGGACUUCUGGCAAUACAACCUGUUGAUCUCCAUGUGGCGCUUCCUGGCAUGGUUCGCUGUUCCUCUGCUGAUCAUCACGCCUUUAUAUGCUCUCCUCUUCAAGAAACUGCGCAAUGAGGGCGUGUUACUCCACAUCGGGAGGGAGACGAUCCAGUCUCGGAACCGCGUCACGAGGAUGGUUGCAGUCGUCGUCUUCAUCUUCAUCCUGUCCUGGCUCCCCUUCCAUGUCUACAACCUGGUCAUCUUCUUCAGUCCCAAAACGGGAACCUACCCCGAAGCCGUUAAUUACCUGGUCGCCGCACUAUCGUCGGCAAAUUCGACUGUUAAUCCCUUUCUAUACGCGCUACUCGGAGAGAAGUUCCGCAUCUAUACACGGAAGGCGCUGCUAAGCUGCUGCCCGUGCGAAAACUCCGACCCUCUGACGACAACCACGGAGGCCGUUGUCGCCAAGUGUAGAUCUCACAAGAGAGCGAAGACCUGGUACCCACGGGCUAACUGGAACAGGGGAAACGACUCGGUCAAGUUCAGCUCAGAACGUGACCCAAAGGAUUACAAGGACUACAGUGAGUUAAAGCCGAUCCGUCGGCAUAAGUCGUUCUGAGCAGUCAUGAACAAAUGCUGUUCGACGAUACAGACAAGUAUUGACUACUGAGUAAGCAUAUCUAAGACUAAGUUCACAAGUUGGGUUCCAGGAACUUGAUGUGAACUACGCUGUUUUCAGCUGCAGCUCUCGACUUAUUGUAAAAAUGACUCUGCUUAGACCAGGAAAGUCGAACGCAAGAAAGUCCAACUUCUGAUGUACCCUAGUAAAUACUCAUGGACGUGCAGGUCUCCAUUGGGCACCUGAUAAUUAUCGCAUCAGCUGUAUUUUGUAAGAUGAGAUGUCCAAGACAUCAACAGAAAUUCGUAUAUGGUACACUAUGUACAGAGAGCCAAGCUAUGAACAGCACUUAAGUCAAAUGGAACAUGAAAUGUCGAGAUCUAUAUGUAGAAAUUAUAAAUUAUGUGUUAAAACAGACAUACUUGAGGUCGGUAGAAACCGUUAAAUACUUUUCGGAAAUCAAGUGCGUGGUGUCGAUACCAUGAUAUCUCCACGUUAGAUGUUGCAAUGUUGUCUGUCAGUGUAAAGUAACGUGUUCACGUACAUGUAGGUACGUGUUUAUCAUAAAAUGGUGCUUGCAUUGUUCUUUUCAUGGUACUCUCAAGUCUACAGAAUGACCGAGCUUUUAGCAAUAAUUGUACAUGUCAUCUGGCCAGCAUCCGGCACUCACUACAGCGCGCCGUAGGAAUGCCCAAAUGGGUAGGACUAUGGAGUUAUGCAAAAAAAGGUGGAUCGGGUCUGACCAUGUUAGGUAAUUACAAAACAUAAAUGGAGGACACUUUCAAAGUUAUCCUACUAUUACAAAGUCUAAACGAGGUACGAUCGUCAUGGGGCGUAGGCUUUUAAUGGGGUGCGUCGCUACAUUUUAGACAGACAUGUCACGUUGAAGUCUUUUAGGGUAAUGUUCUCUCGUGAACGCCAUUUGUCUCUGGGGAAAAAUGGUCACGAUGCAUGGCUUUCAUCUGUAAUGGGGUUGGAAAAGCGAGAAACUUUUAAAAAGUAUAUUUCUACCUUGCUGUAAAGCGUGCUUGUUGAGACUGUACUUUGCUCAAAAUGUGCAAAUAAAAGAAAUUGUAAGACUUUCUC
Branchiostoma floridae (Florida lancelet) is the source of this 3527-nucleotide messenger RNA. RefSeq names its product delta-type opioid receptor-like. Gene Ontology annotation, biological process: neuropeptide signaling pathway. Gene Ontology annotation, molecular function: neuropeptide binding; G protein-coupled receptor activity. The transcript is spliced from 2 exons. Gene Ontology annotation, cellular component: neuron projection; membrane. The coding region runs from base 1218 to 2441 and encodes 407 amino acids. The record is from RefSeq and is a predicted model, not a curated record. Lineage: Eukaryota; Metazoa; Chordata; Leptocardii; Amphioxiformes; Branchiostomatidae.